AUGAAUGUCAGCACAAGUGCCUUGGGUGUCAGAAGAAGAAAGGCUGCCACCCAAAAUAUAGAUGAUGAAGAAAAUGCCGCAUUAUUGAAAUUGGGCCCCGAAUUCCAACUCACGCAGAUUACAAACAGUGGAGAACAAGAACAGUUGAUUGCCCUUAACUUGUCAGAGGCCAGAUUGUUGAUAAGAGCAGCCUUAAAGGAACGUAGAAACAAAAAUGCAAAGAAGACAGAGUACGACGAAGACGACGAAAAUGAUAAAGAGGAUGAGAUUUCUAACAUGGAUUUGGCGGGCCCCAACUCCAACGAAAUCAUGCACAAGACGUUGAACUAUUUAACCAAUUUCGCCAGAUUCAAGAAUUCUUCCUCCACGGAAACUGUAGAAAAGUUGUUAAACGACUUCAGCCUUCUGGCCUCCGAGCCUUUGCAUCCUUUCGAGUUGGCCCAGUUGGGUACAUUAGAGUGUGAAGAUGCCGAGGAAGCCAAGUCGUUGAUUCCCAGUCUUAUCCACAAGGUGUCUGACGUACAGUUGCAAACUUUGCUUACCGAGCUCAGAAAGUACCAGACCUUGUCAUAG
This is a messenger RNA of Scheffersomyces stipitis CBS 6054, 573 nucleotides long. It is a transcript of the gene RPB4, whose product is annotated as DNA-directed RNA polymerase II subunit. Bases 1 to 573 code for a protein of 190 amino acids. The transcript has a single exon. Lineage: Eukaryota; Fungi; Ascomycota; Pichiomycetes; Serinales; Debaryomycetaceae. Gene Ontology annotation, cellular component: P-body; RNA polymerase II, core complex. The record is from RefSeq and is a predicted model, not a curated record. Gene Ontology annotation, molecular function: translation initiation factor binding; nucleotide binding. Gene Ontology annotation, biological process: mRNA export from nucleus in response to heat stress; nuclear-transcribed mRNA catabolic process, deadenylation-dependent decay; positive regulation of translational initiation.